Messenger RNA from Drosophila takahashii, 1701 nucleotides. It is a transcript of the gene C901, whose product is annotated as C901. The record is from RefSeq and is a predicted model, not a curated record. Lineage: Eukaryota; Metazoa; Arthropoda; Insecta; Diptera; Drosophilidae. Gene Ontology annotation, cellular component: membrane. Gene Ontology annotation, biological process: cell communication. Gene Ontology annotation, molecular function: Notch binding.
UUCCAAAAUCAACGUAGAUAUGUUGCCAGACAAAAAGGCGGCGCUGCUGCUGGUAACCGCGAUCACUGCCCUCAAAUUGGAGGGAAUCGAUUCCUUUAGGCGAAACUUCGAGGCGCGCCAAAGCAGCAAUUCGAAUAUUCCCCUGUGGAAGCAGCGAGCCUGCGAAAAGUCGCAGAAACAGAAGCCAAAUGCCCAUUAUGUGUGCGAUGAGAAGGGCGACUUCAAGUGUCUGCCGGGAUGGCAGGGUGACCUCUGCCAGGUGCCCAUGUGCCGAAGAGGCUGCGACCCCAUGAACGGCUACUGCCAGCGACCCGGGGAAUGCAGGUGCCGCAUCGGAUACAGCGGCGAACUCUGCGACAAGUGCAUCCCGCUGCCCGGCUGCCAACAUGGAGGAUGCACCAAGCCCUUCGAGUGCAUCUGCAAGCCCGGCUGGGCAGGACUCUUUUGCACGGAACCCAGUUGCCGGAGCGGAUGCCACAGCACCCGGGGAUAUUGCGAGGCGCCGGGGGAGUGCCGCUGCCGCAUCGGCUACGCCGGACGCACCUGCUCCGAGUGCGCCACGAUGCCGGGCUGCCAGCACGGAACCUGCAACAAGCCGCUCGAGUGCCUCUGCCUGCCCGGCUACACGGGACUGCUCUGCCAGACGCCCCUUUGCGACUCCGAGUGCAGCAAACAGCACGGAUAUUGCCGCAAACCAGGCGAAUGCCGCUGCAAGGUGGGCUGGACGGGCAGCCAGUGCGACAAGUGUUUUCCGUACCCGGGAUGUGCCAACGGAGAUUGCGAGGCGCCGUGGGAGUGCAACUGCCAGCCAGGCUGGGGCGGGAUGCUCUGCGAUGAGAAGCUCACCUACUGCGUGGAGCAUCCGGACACGUGCGAAAACGAGGGCAAGUGCAUGUCGCUGAGCCGCGAGGAUGGGAGCUACCGCUGCCAGUGCCGGCAGGGAUUUCUGGGCAAGAACUGUGAGAUACGCGAUGACUUUUUGCUGACCUCGGUGGCGCCGCCGCGCAUCACCCCGCCGACGCCCACCGAGCUGGAACUGGAAGUGGACCAGGACCAGAACCAGGAGAAGGACAAGGAGCAAGCCAUGCCCACAGGUGUGCUCGAUGACAGCAGCGCAAUGGCGGAAAAGUUGCCGGCGGUUAACGAGCCGGAGCGCCGGACAAAUGACACCGCAGCCGUGGUGGCAACCGCAGGAGCAGCAGGAGCCGGAGCCACAAGGACGACAGUGGUGGCAACUGGAGCUGGCAGCCACAAUGCGACUAAUGAAGCGUUAAGCGCCGUUACAACGAGGCGUGCCACCCCCGCAGCCACCACACCGGCAACAAUCGGGGAGAAAGCCGUGAGGGGCAAUGCAACAAGUGUGGCACGCCCACCACCCAUCGGCCCCACGCAGUCCACUGGCCAGGAGCAAACAAUAGCAACUUUGGCGCCAGCUGCAACAGCAACAGCAGAAACAGCAACACCAACGGCAACAGCAACACCAACGAUUACAGCAGCAACAUCCGUGACCAGCCACAAGGAUAAGCCAAAUGCGGAGGACGAGGAGGAGGAGGAAGAGGACGAGGACGAUGAGGAGGACGAGGAUGGCGAAUAUGACGAGGAGGAGGACGAGGACGAGGACGAUGAGGAGGAUGACAGCGAUCAACUCAUACCAAAUAUUAUAUAGUUAAGAAGCUGACAAAUGACGGGUUUUUUUUUAAU